Ictalurus furcatus (blue catfish) is the source of this 2872-nucleotide messenger RNA. It is a transcript of the gene hrasa, whose product is annotated as HRas proto-oncogene, GTPase a. Gene Ontology annotation, biological process: Ras protein signal transduction. The transcript is spliced from 6 exons. Gene Ontology annotation, cellular component: plasma membrane. Gene Ontology annotation, molecular function: GDP binding; GTPase activity; GTP binding. Bases 292 to 861 code for a protein of 189 amino acids. The record is from RefSeq and is a predicted model, not a curated record. Lineage: Eukaryota; Metazoa; Chordata; Actinopteri; Siluriformes; Ictaluridae.
UCAGCGCGCGCUCACACACACACACGCGCGCGCACGCGCGCACAAAAGCAACUCGUAGUCCUAGGUUAUUUGGAGUAACGGAGUGGCGCUGAUGUGUCUCUGAGCCGCGGUGUGCCCGGGUUUAAUCUCCUCCACACUGGAGCAGCGGCGGCUGUUUGCGCUCAUCACAUCACACCUCCUGUGUUUGAGAUUUCACCCCAACUCUCCAGGCUGAAUCUAAAGGAGCCGGAUCUCCACCGCACAUCUCCGAGCUCUGCUUGUCGGCCGAGCAGGUGAAGAGGAGUAGAGAGGAUGACUGAGUACAAGCUGGUGGUGGUGGGAGCUGGAGGCGUUGGCAAGAGUGCUCUUACCAUCCAACUCAUCCAGAACCACUUUGUGGAUGAAUAUGACCCUACCAUAGAGGACUCGUACAGGAAGCAGGUGGUGAUCGACGGUGAGACAUGCCUGUUGGACAUUCUGGAUACAGCAGGUCAAGAGGAGUACAGUGCCAUGAGGGACCAGUACAUGAGGACAGGAGAGGGCUUCCUCUGUGUCUUUGCCAUCAAUAACACCAAGUCGUUUGAGGACAUUCAUCAGUACAGGGAACAGAUCAAACGGGUAAAGGACUCGGAUGAUGUGCCAAUGGUGCUUGUGGGUAAUAAAUGUGACCUCCCAGCUCGCACAGUGGACACACGGCAAGCGCAUGAGCUUGCUCGAAGCUACGGCAUCCCCUACAUCGAGACCUCAGCCAAGACUAGACAAGGAGUGGAGGAUGCCUUCUACACACUAGUACGGGAGAUCCGACAGCACAAGUUGAGGAAGCUCAAUCCUCCAGAUGAAAGCGGACAGGACUGCAUGAGCUGUCGCUGCGUGGUGUCAUGAUUUAAGAUGACCUCUCCAAGUUCAUAAAUGGACCAAUGGCUCCAUGAGGCAGAGUGGACUACAGACUGUAAUUACAUGUGGAGAUCAAAGUAAAAGCAAAGUAAAUCACUGACUGCAAAAUGGACACUCGAGGAAAAACAUUGCCUUGCCGUGCCUGUGGUGACCCCGUCUGGCUGUCUACAUCUGCCUGAAACUCCCAACUAAUGACUUUUCCUAUUCAUUAACUUCCAAGUGCUAAUACUGGGCAGCUCCUUGGAUUUCAUCUAAUUUAUUAUACUCAUAAGUCUCAACACUGGCUUUUACUUGGAAGUCAGGCCUCUCGUGACUUAAGCACGAAAAAAGAAAAUGCUCUUCUCAUAUGGACUGGACACUAAUCACCUCAUCACAGACAUCAUGUUCUCCUCUAUUGCUGUCUGAGGGAAGCAUGCAAGUCUAUAAAUGAGGAAUCGGCCAACUUCAGAGAGAACGAUCUGACAUCACAUACAGGAUUUAUUCCUCUCUUGACAGUUAGCCGUAUUUGUUCUGCUUAACAUGCUGUUGUUUUAACAUGUAACUGUUGUGCAAAAGGGGUAUUUGUGGUGAUAACCAUGGGGACUAUAAUCUGCUGCAGCACUAGAUACUGUAUGUGUGAUGGUUUUUGUGGAUGUGUUUUAAAAGAUAAAACUGUUGAUGGAAAUGCUGAGCAGACUGACCAGUUACUGGAUUCCAAUAAAACAUUUCAAGGACCCCACAUGCUUGGUUAAAGAUCUCACAAAAUCUUGGAGUGUGAUCUCAUAAGAAUAGUCAGCUUUAAUUGCCUGAGACCUCAGUCAUACCAUAUAUAAUGGCUGUAAAUUUUCAUGUGGCUUCAAGCACCAUAUAAGGUGUCCGUGUAUGAGGAAAAGGAAAGCUUCAGUGCAUAGGAUUUUUUUAAUUAAAAAGGAAAAAAUGUGGUUAUUGAGUCAGUGGAGGGAGAAAAAAACGUAAUAUGAUAAUAAUACGAUGUUCCUGAGCACGUAUGUCAUACACAGCUCAGAUACAUCACAUCUUCAUGCACCAGUUGUAGGCAUGAAAGACAUCUGUGAAAAAUCUGAUGGCAUCCCAAACUGCAUACCAUUAUACCAAAUAGUUAAUCCACACACAAUUGGUAUCAUUCCUAUUUAGGCAUAUACUUAGUGCAUAUUAUGUUGUUUUGUAACACACCCCAUGUUGUGUUACACAAGUACUUUUUUGUACCAGAGAAGGUGAAAUUACACAAUCUUACAUGCUCUUGCUUUAAUACCGCUCCCGUUUUGUUUUGGUUUUUUUUAAUGGUGAAAUUAGUUCUGCUUUUUUUCUUAUUUUUUUUCUUUUUUUUGGGGGAGGGGGGGAAUAUAUUUGGACUCGGUGAAAACAGAAACACUGUAGUGAAUCCAUAGGUGUAUAUGACAAAAUGAACCAGUUUACUCUAAAUACCAAGCUGUAGGAGUUUCAGUGGUAUAUUAUAUGUGUAGCUUGGUCAAUAAAUGAGCGAUCAUUAUAUGCCCUUGAUGAAAACAGUGCUUUGUUAUGACUGCUUGCUGUCCUUGUCUUUAAAUUAAACAAUCAUGCUUAAUCUAAAAUGAUCACUGAUAUUUUAACUCAUUUUCAGACAAUCCAUUUACAUAAGCUGGCUCAAUUACUGAAAAUAUUCUUACUGAAAAUAUGAGUAAUGUAACAAAUUAAAUAAUACAGAGUUAUCGAGUUAAUGCUUCACUGCUUUUUGUAUGGUAAAAAAAAUGUCCAAUGUGUCUUAUAAUAGUGAUAUAGAUGGAAAAAGACACAAAAAGCUUUGCAGGCCCAAAGGAAAAACCUUCAUGUGGCAGUGUUUACCUGUGGGAGAUAUUUUGUGCCAAUAUUCAACUUAAAACAUGAAAAUUAAAUUGCAAAUUUUUGUUUGCAUUUUAAUAUGAUCUCUUUUCCCAUGUGUGCACAAAGAUAAUGCCAAAGUGAAAAUUAAACGAUAUGUCAUUUGCUUUUCAAUUUUCCGUGUAAGCAUGCAUCAAUAGUGUCA